This is a messenger RNA of Phyllostomus hastatus (greater spear-nosed bat), 1626 nucleotides long. It is a transcript of the gene VTN, whose product is annotated as vitronectin. Gene Ontology annotation, biological process: immune response; cell-matrix adhesion; cell adhesion mediated by integrin. Gene Ontology annotation, molecular function: scavenger receptor activity; polysaccharide binding; extracellular matrix binding. NCBI's taxonomy places the organism in Eukaryota, Metazoa, Chordata, Mammalia, Chiroptera, Phyllostomidae. The record is from RefSeq and is a predicted model, not a curated record. Bases 91 to 1539 code for a protein of 482 amino acids. The transcript is spliced from 8 exons.
CCUCCCUCUCCGUCCUGCCUCUCCCUCCUCUUCUCAGGCAACAGAGCAGAGAGCAGAGAGCAGAGAGCACAGAACCCAGCAGCCAGGCUCAUGGCUAGAAGCCCUGCCAUGGCACCCCCAAGGCCCCUUCUGAUGCUGGCACUGCUGGCGUGGGUUGUUGUGGCUGACCAAGAGUCAUGCAAGGACCGCUGCACCGAGGGCUUCAACGUUGACAGGAAGUGUCAGUGUGACGAGCUCUGCUCUUACUACCAGAGCUGCUGUGCUGACUACAUGGCUGAGUGCAAGCCUCAAGUGACUCGUGGGGACGUGUUCACUCUGCCAGAAGAUGACUAUGGGGUCCACGACUAUACCGAGAGGACCGACGUCAGUGUCCACAUGCAGGCAGAGCGCGUCAACCUCAGCUCUGACCUGCAGGCUGAGUUUGAACUGACUCAGGAGGAGGCACCUGUUCAGAACCCUGAGGAAGAGGUCCCGGGACCAGGACAGGAGGCCCCAGGACCCACGACCACUGAUCCAGGGAUCUUAGAGUCGUCAGCAGAGGAGCUGUGCAGUGGGAAGCCCCUUGAUGCCUUCACUGACCUCAAGAAUGGUUCCCUCUUUGCCUUCCGAGGGCGGUACUGCUAUGAGCUGGAUGAAGAGGCAGUGAAGCCUGGGUACCCCAAGCUCAUCCGAGACGUCUGGGGUAUAGAGGGCCCCAUUGAUGCUGCCUUCACCCGCAUCAACUGUCAGGGGAAGACCUACCUCUUUAAGGGUAGUCAGUACUGGCGCUUCGAGGAUGGCAUCCUGGACCCCGGUUACCCCCACAACAUCUCCGAAGGCUUCCAGGGCAUUCCGGACAAUGUGGAUGCAGCCUUGGCCCUCCCUGCUCACAGCUACAGUGGACGAGAGCGGGUCUACUUCUUCAAGGGGAAACAGUACUGGGAGUACGAGUUCCAGCAGCAGCCCAGUCGGAAGGAGUGUGAAGGCAGUGCCCUGUCAGCCGUGUUUGAACACUUUGCCCUGCUGCAGCGGGACAGCUGGGAGGAGAUCUUUGAGCUCCUCUUCUGGGACAAAUCCUCCGGUGGUGCCAGAGAGCCGGGGUUUAUUAGCCGGGACUGGCCUGGUGUGCCCGAGCAAGUGGAUGCGGCCAUGGCUGGCAGGAUCUACGUCUCAGGCUCAGCUCUCCGCUCCUCUGGGCUCAAGAGUGCUAAGACUAAGAGUCGCAGCCGCAGCCGCAGCCUCAGCCGCAAACGCUACGGAUCACGCCGUGGUCGCAGCCGUGGCCGCAGCCAGAACUCCAACCGGAAGUCCCGUUCAUCCUGGCUGUCCUGGUUAUCCAGUGAGGACAGUGACCUAGGAACCUACAACUACAACUAUGACUACGACAUGGACUUCCUUGUGCCUUCCAGUUGCAAGCCCACCCAGAGUGUCUACUUUUUCUCAGGAGACCAGUACUACCGAGUCAACCUCCGCACUCGGCGAGUGGACACCGUGAGCCCUCCCUACCCGCGUAACAUCGCCCAGUACUGGUUGGGCUGCCCAGCCCCUGGUCAGAAGUAGGAGUCUGAGUCCAUACAGCUGGCCCUCCUCCGCUGCUCCCUCCUCCCACCUCCUCCUCGCAGCUCAAUAAAGAUCCCUUGACUCUGA